ACUCGCUAACUUGACAGGCCAUCUUCAAUCUGAGUCGGUGUAGACGAUGUCAAAUCAUCAAAGCGUACCAGAAACAAGUGCAUCCAAUGAUUCUUCUUUUGACAUAGAUGCCACAUAUCAGGCUAUCCUCGCUAACGAAGACAUCUCGACACCCCUAGCCGCCAUCCUUGCUCUAACGGAGCUCAUACAGCAGUCUAGCGCGGGCACGAUGUUUGAGCUUGUCAAGGCACUGAACGACGGCGCCAAAGUUCUCCGUGAACGCACUCCCAACCCCAUUGGCCUUAAUGCUGGUUGUGAACUUUUCAUUGCAUUUGUCACGCUUUUCCCUCAUGAUUCCGAUAGUUUCUCCAAUUUGAAGACAGAGUUGGUUAAGCAAGGCCGGGCUUAUGCUCGUGAAGCUCAAGAAUAUCGCGAAAAAAUAGCAAACCUCGCUUUAGGGUUCAUCAAAGAUGGUUCAGUAAUAUUGACCCACUCAUAUUCUCGAGUGGUAAUGAGAGCAUUGCUACGCGCUCAUGAGAGGAAGAGAAUAUCGGUGUAUGUUACAGAAGCCAGGCCGCGUGGACUGGGACUACGAACAUACGAGGAGUUGACCAAAGCUGGAAUACCAUGCACUGUCGUUCUCGACUCAGCUGUUUCCUACGUCAUGGACCAGGUGGACUUCGUCCUAGUGGGCUCCGAAGCAGUGGUUGAAAGUGGUGGCCUCAUCAAUGCAGUCGGCAGCAACCAAAUAGCAAUCAUAGCGAAGGCCGCAAAUAUACCGUUCUAUGCCCUGGCCGAAAGUUACAAAUUCCAUCGCUUAUUUCCGCUAUCGCAAUACGAUCUUCCGACGCACACCCCGAAAAUCCUAUCUUUCCCGUCCGCUGUCACACCUGACGCGAAAGGACCCGGGCAAAACUCAGCUGAUCAAGACGCUGAAAAGAUUACGAUCCCAAAACAUACACGAACUAUGACAACUGAACAGAUUGCCUGCAAUCCCAACGUAGACUACACUAGGCCCGAUCUCAUUUCGCUAGUAUUUUCCGACGUUGGUAGCUUAACACCCGACGGAGUGAGUCAGUACCUCGUUGGCAUGUUCGCGGGAUAAGCGAGCGCCCGACAACGAGCUGGGCUUGAGUCCGAAGGUCUUAUUCUACACGAUAGAGUUACGAUAACUUGUGCAAUAGGAGAUCCG
Molecule: messenger RNA, 1171 nt
Organism: Coniophora puteana RWD-64-598 SS2
Lineage: Eukaryota; Fungi; Basidiomycota; Agaricomycetes; Boletales; Coniophoraceae
Product: nagb/rpia/CoA transferase-like protein
Exons: 8
Coding region: 47-1084 (345 amino acids)
Biological process (GO): translational initiation
Cellular component (GO): eukaryotic translation initiation factor 2B complex
Molecular function (GO): guanyl-nucleotide exchange factor activity; translation initiation factor activity
Source: RefSeq, a predicted model, not a curated record